GGUCGGAGCUGCUGAAAGGUCUGGUCGCAGAGACAGGAACGCGUAAUCUCAGCGUGCUCCAUCCUCCACGGCUCGGCAGGGCAGCGAGCCUCUGGACAGCAGCCCCUCUGCUCCGCCCGCGGAAAAGCCUGAUGAAGUCCUCCGACAUUGAUCAGGAUUUGUUUACAGACAGUUACUGCAAGGUGUGCAGUGCUCAACUGAUAUCUGAAUCCCAGCGUGUGGCCCAUUACGAGAGUCGAAAGCAUGCAAGCAAAGUCCGACUCUAUUAUAUGCUUCACCCUAGAGAUGGAGGAUGUCCUGCUAAGAGGCUCCGGUCAGAAAAUGGAAGUGAUGCUGAUAUGGUGGAUAAGAAUAAGUGCUGCACACUCUGUAAUAUGUCCUUCACCUCUGCGGUGGUGGCCGACUCACAUUACCAAGGCAAAAUCCAUGCCAAAAGGUUAAAACUGCUGCUAGGAGAGAAAACACCACUGAAGACCACAGCAACACCCUUGAGCUCAUUGAAGCAACCUCGAGUGGACACUGCUCCCGUGGUCGCAUCUCCCUAUCAAAGAAGAGACUCAGACAGAUACUGUGGGCUCUGUGCAGCCUGGUUCAACAACCCCCUGAUGGCCCAGCAACACUAUGAUGGCAAGAAACACAAAAAAAAUGCAGCAAGAGUUGCUUUGCUAGAACAGCUUGGAACAACCCUGGAUAUGGGGGAACUAAGAGGUCUGAGGCGCAAUUACAGAUGUACCAUCUGCAGUGUGUCCCUAAACUCCAUAGAACAGUAUCAUGCCCACCUGAAAGGAUCCAAACACCAGACCAACCUGAAGAAUAAGUAGUAAAGACACCGAUCAAGAGUUUAGAAGAGACCAGUGUUUCUCUGCUGUGGAGACUUGUUCAUCAGCCACCAGGGGAAGAUCCUUUCUUGAACAAUGAAUAUUUACUACAAGGAUUCACCGAUUCACACAUGACUAAUCUUGAUUUCCAAAAGUGAACAAGAUUUCUUUCUUUAUUUUAAUUUUGUGGCAAAUUAUCAUAUUUGGAUAGAUUUUUAAAAGUUCUUUACUGAUAACAUAUUUAGCACAUGUUCUAAAUCAUAAUCUGCAGCAAAUACUUGGAGCAUUAUUCAAACUUACAAAGAGUGGAAACUUUUUAAUUUCCAAUUUACUCUAGAUUUUUCUUAGUGUAUAAUUAUUCCAGGAAAUCCUUGCUGAUUGUGAUGCAAAGCACCUGUAUUCAGAAAUAAACUCUCUUUUAUCAUCACAUUGGAUAUGGCUGCUGACAACUAGAACAGAAACUGAACAAGUCACUAUUUGUGGAAGAUAUACAAUGGACACAUAACAGUCCUUCACCUUCAACACAAGAACUGGGCUUGCCAUGGAAGUGAGAAGAGGUCAAGAUCAGGGAGGAAACAGGAGGGAAGGGCCAUCUUUUCCUUCUGACAUUCGACAGUUUCUCCAGGUUAUGGCAAGUCUGUUUGCAAGCUGCCAAAUCAUAGCUUAGGAAAAGAAUUAGUUUGCUUGCAUGAUGAUCUUCUUAGGUAAAAAUGUCUUCUUAGCAGUUGACUUUGGUA
Molecule: messenger RNA, 1555 nt
Organism: Dipodomys spectabilis (banner-tailed kangaroo rat)
Lineage: Eukaryota; Metazoa; Chordata; Mammalia; Rodentia; Heteromyidae
Gene: Zmat4
Product: zinc finger matrin-type 4
Exons: 7
Coding region: 132-821 (229 amino acids)
Molecular function (GO): nucleic acid binding; zinc ion binding
Source: RefSeq, a predicted model, not a curated record